Molecule: messenger RNA, 2106 nt
Organism: Anopheles funestus (African malaria mosquito)
Lineage: Eukaryota; Metazoa; Arthropoda; Insecta; Diptera; Culicidae
Gene: Sas-6
Product: spindle assembly abnormal protein 6 homolog
Exons: 3
Coding region: 517-2049 (510 amino acids)
Biological process (GO): centriole replication
Cellular component (GO): centrosome; centriole
Source: RefSeq, a predicted model, not a curated record
CAUCCGGACCGUCGCUCCGUAGCAAGGACUGACUAUCUUGCUACGUGGUAAAAUAAGUCUGAAAACGGCCUGGCCGUUCUAACCAAGCAAAACAAAAAAUCUAAAUGUGGGGAAAUUCGGGGAUCGCUGAAGCUUCUACACUUUUUCAACUUCAACUCUAUUUCACCCUAUCCUUUAAUAUAUUAAGCGUUGUUAGUUUCCUGAGCAUUUCCUCCUCCUAUGUUGGCUUAUUCUCAUCAUAUUCAUUUUCCAUUUUAAAUUCUGCCAUUGACGGUGGUUCGAAUUCGAGGAAAUGUCAUGAUACUGUAAUAGUGUUAUGAUAUGGUUUUAUGUUUGUUCUUUUUUUGUAUUUUUCUGUUAAUGAAAUCUUGAAGUUGCCAAUUUUUUUUUUAAUUUUAUUAACAUGCAAUUGAUCUUUAAAAAUAACAUUAGCAUACUGAAAUUCAUAUAUGUCACCCUGUGACCUGCGAAUGGCUGUCAAGAUCACCUCUUGUGUGUAUACCUAGAGAAAAAAAUAUGAAAUCGAAAUGUCAAACGGUUUAUUGGUACGUAAACAAAAAGAACGCCAGCGUCCAAUUCAGUUGCAAAUAUUUCGUUUACAAAAUGCAUAAGGCAUCGCAGUUUGAUAAUAAAUUUAUCGAUCACAAUCUUAGGCGAUGUGUUAAAGUGCUAUUUCCCGUUGUACCUUUGCGGAUAAACAUCGAGAGUGUUGCAAUGCGCAAACAGCAAAUGUUUUACAUAUUAGUUGAGCAAAUUGAUCUUCAAAAUCUGAUACAAAUAAGAAUGACUCAAGUAAACGAUCAUUCCAGAAUGUUCAUUAGCACCAUCGACAACGCAUCAUACGAACAGAUAAGAACAGAACAAUCGCUGCAUGUAACAUUCCAAGGGUUUGUUGAUCAUCUAAUCAAAAUUCUUGAUAGUUGCAAACGAGAAGAGCUACAUCUAGCUCUGGUAACGGAAAACAAUAGCCAUAUGUUGCAAAUUUUCGAAAAGAGCUCAUUCAAAAAUUUAACACAUUUGUUACUUGCAAUGGAAAAUGCAUCAACCGAAACUGUACUUUUUCACAUUAAUCAAUCACUUCAAAUGCUUCAAGAACAGACAUCUGCAUACUCCUUACAAGUGCAGAAGUAUCAGACUGAGAUGAGUUCAAAAAAUGAUACUAUCAGCAAAAUGCAGGAAGAAAUGAUAUCCUUAAAUGGGAAAAUAAGGGAGCAAGAAAAUUUGAUAUUCAACAGAAACACUGAAGAAGUUAAUCGUCUGCAUCAAACUAUUAAAAAUUUAAACGAAUGCAAGGAUGCGGAAGAAAAGCGAUUGAAAUCUAUACUUCAUAGCAUGCAAGAGAAAAUUGACCAACUGACGCAGGAAACUUACGAGCGCACAGAACGUAUGGUGCAGGAAACAAAACGUUUUGAGAUCAUUCGAGAAGAUAAUGUAAAGCUUCGAGGCCAAAAUGCACAAAUCAAGGAAGAAUUGGAACGAUUACAGGCCAGCGUUUCAUCACAGCAGAGCCGCGAAUCUAGAUCCGAGAUUACUGUUGCAGAAUUAAAACGUCAACUGAGCGAAAUGCAGAGCAAACUAAAGAUUGCCCAAAAGCAACGGUCGGAAUUGGAAGCUGAAUUAGAAGCAGAGAAAAAUAUAUGCCACACUAAAAAGCAUGCGUUGCAAUUAACGACCGAUGAACUUGCAAACGCCUCAUCGGUUAUCAAUAAACUCAACAAGGAAAACGUCAAACUGCAAAGCAAAAUCGAUCUACGUACCGAAAUAGCGAUGCGUCAAGAGAAAAUGCUGCUCGAAAAGGAAAAACAAACUAUGGAACUGAGCAAUACAUUAGUAGCUAUACAGCAAGAACAUGUGAAAAAUAAAUCUUGUAACGAAGAGUAUGCAGAAACGGUCAGACGCCUCAAGGAAACAACGGAUCUAAUAGAAGAGAAGUACCGAAAAAAAAUUAACGACAUGAUACUGAGAAUGACAAACAAUCAGCCCGUUGAAGGAACGUCCGUGUUGGGCUUUCAAGGAAGAAACUUACGCCCUCAGAAUAAAGUAGAAUAAAGAAUACAUUUUGUUUAUAACGCAUGCUAACGCACUUUAAAAAAUACUAGUUAUUAG